GGGAAGACGAGCGAAGGGGGGCCGCGUUCGUUGCAGGUGCAUGACGCUACUUGAGUUGGAGAUGCACCGCAUUCUCAUCCUUCAAACCCAAAGCAGCAGUGUGAGGAAAUAUUCUGAUUCAGGGGUGUUUAUGACUGCGGGCACAAGUGAGGAUUUUGUAAAUGAAAAAGAUUGUUGAGAACCUCCCCCGAGCAUCAGCCCAGCAUCACAACCGCGGGGUCUACCUAAUUCCCCAGCCGCUGUCCUCUGGCCGUACUUCCUGGCUGUGAAGGAUGGGUGAUGGGCCAGUGACGGACCCUGCCCGCCCGCCUCGUCCCACCCUCCAAUGGAGCCAGCGUGGAACUCCUCCCACCCGCCUCGGCAGCUCCCGUCCAACACGUCUACCUCCGCUCCGGCUGAGGACUGGCCUCCGUACCAGUGGGUAGCCCUAGCGGCCAUGCUACUCAUGGAUCUGCUCGCUGUGGUGGGCAACGUGGCCGUCAUGACGGUCAUCGCCAAAGUCCCGCAGCUCCACAAGUUUGCCUUCGUCUUCCACCUGUGCUUGGUGGACCUGCUGGCGGCCUUGGUGCUGAUGCCUCUCGGCAUGGUCUCCAGUCGAGCCUUCUUCGGGGAGGCCCUGUGCCGCAGUUACCUCUUCCUCAGCGUGUUCCUGGUUAGCGCCGCCAUCCUCUCCAUCUCAGUCAUCAACGUGGAGCGCUAUUAUUACGUCAUGCACCCCAUGCGCUACGAGGUGAAGAUGACCGUGGGCCUGGUGGCGUCAGUGCUGGUGGGGAUAUGGGUCAAAGCGUUGGCCAUGUCGGCUUUGCCGCUGCUCGCCUGGAUCCUGCAAGGUGCGAGGACUCCCCUUCUGGAGGGUAGCGGGGGAGGCGGGGGGGUCCCCUCUCCUCCCGCUCAGGGUCAGAGGCGCUGCUCGCUGCACUGGACGGGGGGCGGCUCGAACCGUUUGGCGUUCAUGGUCCUCUUCACGCUGCUUUAUUUCCUGUGUCCGCUGCUGGUCAUUUUCGUGGUGUACUGCAACAUGUUCAAGGUGGCUCGGGUCGCCGCCAUGCACCACGGGCCUCUGCCCACUUGGACGGACACGCCUCGUCGCCAAAGGUCGGAGUCGCUCAGUAGCCGGUCCACGAUGGUUACCAGCUCUGGAACAGGGACCGGGAGGGAGACACCGGUGCGGCCAUUCGGUGGAGGGAAAGCGGCAGCCGUGUUGAUGGCGGUUGGCGGGCAGUUUCUGGGUUGCUGGCUGCCCUACUUUUCUUUCCACCUGUAUUCCGCUCUGGCCGCCAGCCCCCCGGCCACGUUGGCAUCUCUCGAGGAGGCGGUCACCUGGAUUGGCUACUUCUGCUUCACCUCCAACCCCUUCUUCUACGGCUGUCUCAACAGACAGAUCCGGGAGGAGCUGGGCAAACAUCUGCCGUGCUUGUUUCGUCGAGCGGGACUCGAGGUGGAGGAGAGGCUGCCCAGCCGCGAAGGCUCCAUAGAGGAAAAUUUCCUCCAGUUUCUUCAGGGCACCGGCUGCAACUUGGAACCUCAGAACUCGCAAAGCACCUCCAGUCCUAAAGGGGAGGCCUGCUGCCCCAUGGUUCAGUCGCAAGCAUCUGAGCCAGCACAUCCGCUACCUGUCGAUUUUCGUAUACCGGGACAAAUUGCAGAGGAUACCUACGAGUUUGUCGAUACCGAUCAGGCGAAAAACAACCACGUAGAUAUAGACACUUAACUUUUUUUUUUUUUCUUACACCAUUGUGAUUGUGUUGAAGACAUCAGGAAAGUUGUUUGGUUCUUAUUAUUGUUUUUUAUCACCAUUGCAAAUUACAACCAAAAUACAAGCAUAAUGUUAAAUUAGCACCUCGCUGAACGUGUCAAUCAAAACUGAGCAUUGUCUUUGAAAAGGUGAAAGUUUUUUUUUUUAACAAUUCUUGAAAUUAGUUCAUUAGGAUAACUCAGGGCCAGGGGGCUGCAGAACCAAACCCCCCAAAAUCUUC
Messenger RNA from Syngnathus acus (greater pipefish), 1976 nucleotides. Its product is annotated as G-protein coupled receptor 61-like. Lineage: Eukaryota; Metazoa; Chordata; Actinopteri; Syngnathiformes; Syngnathidae. Gene Ontology annotation, molecular function: G protein-coupled receptor activity. Gene Ontology annotation, biological process: G protein-coupled receptor signaling pathway. The record is from RefSeq and is a predicted model, not a curated record. The coding region runs from base 326 to 1711 and encodes 461 amino acids. Gene Ontology annotation, cellular component: signaling receptor complex; plasma membrane; endosome. The transcript is spliced from 2 exons.